AUGGAUCAUGACUUAGGCGAAGGGAAGUUGGAGAGUGCGCCAAAAUUCGACGGGAGCGACUAUUGGACUUGGAGUUUCCGAUUCGAACAAUGGGCAGAGGCGCACGAUCUUUGGGGGUACUUUGAUGGUUCGGAGGAGCGGCCUGCAUCGGGUGACGCACGGCUGAAGUGGGAGAGGAAAAAUCAGAAGGCAUUCGCCCAAUUCCGCAAUGCCUUGGUGCCAGAUGAGCUAAUUCGCUUGGUACGGGAGUUCGGCGGCAAGACCGAGUUGGGCAGCGCACCUGUUGAUGGCGGAGCAAGAGCGGUCACCCGAGUUCCUGCAGGCACAGCAGCGGCAUACACACGAGUGAAGGAGUUUUACCUUCAGCGUGGAUUGUGUAACCGGAUGGCACUCUCUGAGGAGCUCUCUUCCUUGAAGAUGAAAGAGGGGGAGGGGGUGGCUGCAUACUGGGCGCGUGCCGAGGACUUGAGGUCCAAGUACUUGGCUGCAGGAGGGAAGGAGGAGGUUGAGGAGUGGAUGAUGAGGAUACUCAAAGGACUACCUCCUCACUUUGAGAUGCUGAAGGUGGUGCUGAACAACCAAUCAUCAUCGCUCACUAAGGAUCAGCUGCUUACCUCUUUGAGGAGUGAGGAGAUGCGGAUUGGUGUCUCACCAAGAUCGGAUGGUGUAGCCACUUUUGGAGCGGGUACAAAAGUGGGCAGCAGCGGCAGGGGAAACUGUGACAAGGGAGGAAAGCAUGGAGGCAGCGGUAGCAGCAGCGGCACCAACUCGGGCAGAUGGGGUCAGGGGAAAGGCAAAGCAGGAGUGCUUGAUUUCCCUUGGGGGUCCAAGGGCAUGACUCCUAGGGGGUUGUGUCAUGGCUGCUGGGAUGAGGGACAUGCAUGGCAGCGAUGUCCUCACCGACCUAAAGGAGGAAUUCCGGCAUUCUUACAGCGGGGGGGUCGUGGGUCCAACGGCAAGGCACAGGUAGCGGAUGCGGAGGAGCAGGAUGACAAGUCAGAGGUAGCGGUUGGAGAGGCAGUUGCAGCAGUAGGAGGGGAGCAGCCGCGAGAGGGGUGGUGGAUUGAUAGUGGGGCCAGCCACAACUUUACUCCUUUUGCUUCAGACUUUAAGAGUAAGCUUGAGCCACCUGAGAUUCGGGGAGUUAGAUUGGGAGAUGGACGGGUGGUGAAAGCAGUUGGCAUGGGUGAGGUUCUAGUGGUUGGUGCUGGAGUGCGCACACCGUCACUGGGAGGAGUGGUGUAUGUCCUCAGCCUCAUUGACGACUUCACCAGACGAGUUUGGUCGUUCCCACUCCCCAAUAAGGAAUCAGCCACAGUCGCAAAAGUUCUUCGCCAGUGGCAUAAGGACGUGGAGUUGGAGUGUGGGUGGAAGCUGAAGGCUGUUCGCUCAGACAUGGGUGGCGAGUUCUUGGGGGAAGCUGUGAAAGCAUGGAAGGCUGAGUUUGGCAUCAAAACUCAAUUGAGCGUUGCAGAUACACCGCAGCAGAAUGGGGUGGUGGAGAUGUGGCACAGGACGAUGGCAGAGGGGAUUCGCACAUUUGCUUUGCCUGCCUCCAUCACACCAAUGGAGGCGUGGUCGGGCCAGAAGCCGCAUGUGGGCAUGGCUCGGAUUUGGGGUUGCAUGGGGAGUGUCAUGUUGCAUGGGCAUGAGAAGGGUGGCAAGCUUGAUGCACGCGCUGUCAUGUGUGUCUGUGUUGGGGUGGACAUGGAGAGCAAGGGUUGGCGCAUGCUGGACCAUUCUCUCAUGCGCAUUCGCAUUGCUCGGGAUGUUGAUUUUCUUGAGAAUGUGAUGUGGAAGGAUUGGGACAAGUCAAAGGGAUUUGGGGAGCUUCUGCAGGAUGCAGCUGAGAUUUCCCAGCUCCUCCCUCUUCCACUCUCGCCACCCUCAGCAGCGGUUGACGACGCUGAGAUGCCACCUUCAUCACCGCCACCGGCACCACUGAGUGUGUCGGUGCAGCAGCAGCCCACCCCUAUGCAGCAGCUCAGCGGCCCCUCGGUCAUUCAGCGGAGAUCCGCUCCACAGGCUUCUUCCUCUUCCUCCUCCUCUGGUCAGCGAGCUGUCACUCUAUCUACGAGUGACCCUAUGUCACCAGUGUCUACCUCCCCACCACCGGUUACAGGUUUGCAGGUGCUUGGUGUCCGGUCUGGUACAGUGGUGAGGAGGUAG
Closterium sp. Naga37s-1 is the source of this 2169-nucleotide messenger RNA. The record is from the annotation of a GenBank genome assembly. Lineage: Eukaryota; Viridiplantae; Streptophyta; Zygnematophyceae; Desmidiales; Closteriaceae.